GAAUUGCAGUGAGAUCUUAGAGAAGUAUGUUAUACCAGAGAUCAAUGAUAGUCUUGUUUUGAAUGGUGCUGCUGCUGGUCCUGGUGACCUUCCAAUCAUAGAUUUCAGUAAACUUUCUCAUUAACCAUGGAGUUCCUGAUGAAGUAAUAGAGAAUAUUAAAGUUGCGAUCAUUGAGUUCUUUCGAUUGCCUUUGGAGGAGAAGAAAGUAUAUGCACGACGUCCAGACACUGGAUCUGAAGGCUAUACCCAAAACUGUGUCAUCUCAGAGGAACAGAAAGUGGUGAGUGGGGAAGGGCACACGCUUUUUACUAGAACAGUUGCUCGGAGGAACAUGAAACUCUGGCCCCAAAAUCCACCCACGUUCACGGAUGCAUUGGAUCAGUACACCGAAGAAAUUCAGAGAGUGGCAAACAUUAUGUUUGAGUCAAUAGGAAAGAGCUUGAAACUUGAUAAACUCAGUGACAAUUUUAAGGAUUUCCAGCAAUCAAUAAGAAUUAACUACUACCCUCCAUGUCCUCAUGCAAGCAAUGUGAUAAUGAGCAAUGGGAAAUACAAGAGCCUUGAACACAGGGCUGUUGUAAUUUCAGAGCAAGAACGCUUUUCAAUUGGCACAUUUCAUGGCCCGAGGGCUGAUGCACAAAUAGGCCCACUUCCUGCAGAGACACCUGGGAAAAGUGAACCAGUUUACUAUAGGUAUAAUCACCAAAAUAGUCACGUAUCUUUCUCUCUCUUUUUGGUCCUCUCUCGGGAAAUUUUCGACUGA
Messenger RNA from Dioscorea cayenensis subsp. rotundata (Guinea yam), 764 nucleotides. RefSeq names its product codeine O-demethylase-like. The transcript has 4 exons. The record is from RefSeq and is a predicted model, not a curated record. Lineage: Eukaryota; Viridiplantae; Streptophyta; Magnoliopsida; Dioscoreales; Dioscoreaceae. The coding region runs from base 333 to 764 and encodes 143 amino acids.